Molecule: messenger RNA, 1976 nt
Organism: Magallana angulata
Lineage: Eukaryota; Metazoa; Mollusca; Bivalvia; Ostreida; Ostreidae
Product: proton-coupled folate transporter-like
Exons: 4
Coding region: 172-1578 (468 amino acids)
Biological process (GO): transmembrane transport
Cellular component (GO): membrane
Molecular function (GO): transmembrane transporter activity
Source: RefSeq, a predicted model, not a curated record
AUUUGGCUCGCAUUUUAAUCUAAUCAUGGUUAGAACUAAUCAUGUGAAUACACAAGGAUGUUUAUACGCAACGUACCUAUUUGUUUAACGCUCGGACAAGAUGAGAAUCAAAAUAUUCGCACAUCUUUAGGUUUCUAAAAUGAAGAGGGGAGUUUAGAAAUUAUCUUUACAAUGGAGAACACCCCUCUUCUUCCUGAGGAUGUUACGAGAACCAGUUUAAAACACGUGCAUCUGUCAAUGUGUGUCAUCACGUGUCUUCACUAUGUAUCCAGUGUCAUCGGGUCUUUGGUGGUAUCGGAGUACACGUUUCAGUAUGUUAGUGCAACACUUCAAGGAGACAAAAAUUCCAAGCAAGUGACUUCCGAUCACGCGAGAUCAAACGAGAAUUGUUCUACUCAUCAGAACGAGGCUCAACAUGAGUCCGCUCAGUGGAACGCCUACUUUGUGUAUGCCGAAUACGGUCCGGGAGUGUUUGUCAUUGUCUUUGGUGGAAUUUUGUCUGAUUAUCUUGGAAGGAAGCUUUUUAUCCUACUUCCUGUACUCGGGACAUUUCUUCAAUAUUUAUCCUGUCUUGUCGUUGUACAGUACAACUUAGACAUCAAGUAUAUUUUUAUUGGAUGCGUGUUGAGUGGGUUCUCGGGUACCCAUUACACUCUCCAUCUGGCGUUGUGUGGGAGCGUCGCCGAUGUCUCGAGUUACGACAAAACUCGGACGUUCUCGUUGGCGCUUCUCCACCUGUACGCUGGAGUGGGGUCUGCAGUAGCGCAGAUGUCAACCGGGUAUAUGAUUAAAUACCUCGGCUACUCCAUGCCUUGCUUAGUCUCAGUCGCUUUAUGUUUCUUGAAUUUUCUAGCCGCGCUUUAUAUUCCAGAAACUUUACCCAAGUCAAUAAGGAAACCCACAACUGACACUUUUGUCCAUAAAUUAAGUCAAUUUUUCGCCUUUUACACAAGUUCCUCGAAUCUUCGUGAAGGGAAAGUUUGGCAAUUCGUCCUGUGUCUCGUUUCUCUGACACUCAUCAUAACUCCGUUGACAACAAGACAGAGCAUGGACAUCAUGUACUUCCUCGGUCAGCCAUUUUGUUUUACCUCGGAAGAAAUCGGCUGGUUCAAUUCUGCGAACAGUUUGGUAGUACUAUGUUUGUCUGUCAUAUUAUUGAAGAUCCUCCAUCUUUGUCUUGUUGACGAGGUCAUUACUAUUUUGAGCUGCGUUUCGGGCAUUGCGUGUUUCACUAUAGAAGGCUUUGCAUCUGUCUGGUGGAUGCUUUACGUUGCCGCUGGAUGUGGAGUGAUCUCUCUCAAUCCACUUCCGGUUAUCAAGGGCAUCAUGUCUCGAUUGGUCAACGAGAACAGACAAGGUGCUCUCUUCGCUAACGUCUAUUUCCUGGAGGCCGUCUGUCGCCUGGCGGGUUCCUCCGUCUUCUUCAACAUAUACGCUGACACACAGUACCUAAUGAGGGGCUUCGUGUACCUUGUUUACGCCGGGUUCUUUGCUGUAGGAGCCAUUCUAAUGAUUCCACUCCUGUUUUCCACCCGACGAGAUUUAAGAAAAUCCAAAGAGAUAUCUGUCCAGGUGUGAUAUCUGUACGACAUAGAGACAUAGUGGUGAAAUAUAUUAAAGGUGCGAUUUUCUGUAUAUCAUAUACCAUUCAAUACAAGCUUCAUACUAUUAUUAGAUAUAAUGUAAGAAUAUACUUUGUAGAUAUCCGUAUAACAUACACGUAUAAAGGACAUGUACGAUAACCAAACUUUUAAUAGCGACGGUUUCUAGGAAUUGUACGAUCUAAAAAUGUUCAUUAGGUCGUUAUCUAAAUAAAUUUCUAUAUUUUGAAAAAAAAAUAACCUUUUUUAUUUGAUAUUCCUUUCAUUAAAACACUAAAGGAAACAUGUUUUAUAAAACAUAUUCGUACGGCAGAAAACGUGCUUUUACAGUAUCAAUUUUAGGGGCCCUAUACCCCCUUUUUUUCUCGCAGCAAA